Labrus bergylta (ballan wrasse) is the source of this 1145-nucleotide messenger RNA. Lineage: Eukaryota; Metazoa; Chordata; Actinopteri; Labriformes; Labridae. The record is from RefSeq and is a predicted model, not a curated record.
AUGGCCCCUGAUAUAGCAGAGAUGACAGCAGAGGAAACACUGGACCAAUGGGUGUCCAGCCCUGUGGGGGAGCUAAAAUUAACCCCUGACCAAGAGCUCGAGGAGGAACUCCACAGAUUCAACCAAGUGACCGACUAUCACACGGACACGCCCAGUGAGGAGCGUACAGCAAUCAGUGAUGCUGGUCUGUGCAGUGAGGAGGUGAUCUGCAGGAUCUGCCAUGAAGGCGGAGCCUCGGGGGAGCUGUUGUCCCCGUGCGAGUGCUCUGGAAGCCUGGCCAUGGUGCAUCAGGCCUGCCUGGAGCAUUGGCUGACCGCCUCCAACAGCAGCCAUUGUGAACUCUGCCACCACCAGUUUGCAUUGGAGCGCCUGUCAAAACCUCUGACUGAGUGGCUGGGUUCUCCCUCUGUGCAGCAGCAGAGAAGGACGUUGUGUGGAGACGCAGUGUGUUUCCUGUUCAUCACGCCGCUGGCCAGCCUCUCAGGAUGGCUGUGUGUUCAGGGAGCCAGAGACCUCUACAACACCAACGGCAUGGAGGCUCUGGGGCUGCUGGUCCUCACGCUGGCCCUCUUUACCAUAUAUGUCUUUUGGACUGUGGUGUCUGUGCGCUACCACAUGCAUCUGUUCAAGACGUGGAAGAAGACCGACCAGAGAGUGCGACUACAAGUUCCCCUGCAAGCCCACAACACACUAAACCAACAGACGCUGUCCGUAAACAUCCCCGGCAAAGCCUCCAACAAGGAGACUAUGGUGUAGACCCGAGUCUACGAUCCUAAGCAACGCUUCGAUGUAAGGACGGAGGGGAACAAAGAGCAAGACACAUCCUAAAUGAGCAGCAGAUUUAAUGAAAGGGUUGGAAGAUUCCCAUUAAGAGCUGGAGGACAAUUGGACUAAUCUGCCUUCUGUUAAAGUGUUCAAUAACAGGGGAACUGCUGACACAGCCUGGGAGGAAGGAUUGCUUCCAAGGAGCAAAAGCUCAGACUUUUCACAACCUUUGUGUCUUACAGCGAUGAAAAGUAAUUCAGGAGAGUCGUUCUGGUUGUUUGUGGUUUUCAAUGAUCUUCUGAUCCACAGUGACGGUCGCCAUCAAGAUUUCUUGAGACAAAGAAGUCUUGGAUAAAUCUCAUCUGGUUAUUCAUUCACAA